Molecule: messenger RNA, 2148 nt
Organism: Postia placenta MAD-698-R-SB12
Lineage: Eukaryota; Fungi; Basidiomycota; Agaricomycetes; Polyporales; Adustoporiaceae
Exons: 12
Coding region: 1-2148 (715 amino acids)
Biological process (GO): RNA (guanine-N7)-methylation
Cellular component (GO): cytosol; nucleus; tRNA methyltransferase complex
Molecular function (GO): protein binding; tRNA (guanine(46)-N7)-methyltransferase activity
Source: RefSeq, a predicted model, not a curated record
AUGCCCGUAAGGGACAAUCGCGUGCGCUCUAACGCAUGGUUUGCUUCGGAUGACGAGACGGCUAGCGAAGAGCAAUCGAAAGAUACAGCAGGGAAGUGUCGUCGUAGUGGUGGACGCAGCAUAGACAAGCAACACUUUCAUGAAGGCCGGGACCAUAGUUGGCGGGUAGACAACUUGCAGAUCUACCAAAACGGUGGCAAAGGACUUCACAUCAGGAAGCGUUGGUACACAACUGGCUUAGGGACUCACCGAAAAGUACACAAAGUACACAAAGUCCAGGGGACGCGAUACUAUAAAGGACUGCGGGCGGGCGAUGGUUGCACAAGUCGCGGCGCUGAGAUGGGUGUAAGUCCACAUAUACAAGUCCUCGACUCUCAAACUGGGACCAUCUUGCAUUCGACGCUGAAUUUGAAUGGCGCGGAGAAGGAUGCUUUGUUAAAGUCCGGCCCAAUACGCUGCUCUGCCGUAGACGAGGCUUCCACGCAUGUAAUUACUGCAGGAGAUGACAAGAAGCUAAAGGUCUGGCAACUCGAUGGGUUGAAGCUGCUCAGUGAAAGAGAGCUUCCGAAGAAGCCAACCGCGGUUCAUCUCACACGGGAUGGACAAGCAAUCCUUGUCUCUGACAAGUUCGGUGAUGUCUUUAGCUACACUCUCCAUCCAAAAUCAGCCCCUGCUCCUAGCGAGCCCUCCGAGACCUCCAAGCGCACCGCGCUCACUUCACAUGAAAACCCCUCUGACGGGGAGCUCAUCCUCGGGCACGUCUCACUACUCACUUGUUUCCUCCUUUCCACCGACGACAAGUACAUCCUCACUGCCGAUCGCGAUGAGCACAUCCGUGUAAGCUGGUUCCCGCAAGGCUACGUGAUCGAGCGCUACUGUCUUGGGCACGGAAAGUACGUUUCUGCGCUACAUGUCCCGCCGUUCGCGCCGGACACCCUCGUGUCGGGUGGCGGCGAUCCAAUGUUGAAGGUGUGGGACUGGAUGACGGGCAGAAUGUUGCUAGAUGUCCCGAUCAUGGAGACGGUGGAGCCGUUCAUCAAGGUGAGGGUUCCGAAGGGGAAGCAUGGGUGGGACGAGGGCGAGGGUGGCGAGGAGGAGGGUAUUGCAGAGGGUUCGGGGAAUACCACGGCACGACGGAAGAAGAGAGGACGCAGAGGUAGAGGGAAGGGCAAGGGAGUAAAGGAGACGGACUCGGUCGAGGGAACUCCAGAUGUGGAGGAAGGCGACGGUGAAGGGGAGCCGGAGGGUGCAGAUGAGCAAUCCAUGCAGACACAACGAGAGCCGAAAGCUACCAAGCAGAACGACGAAAGUCAUGACGAGAGGCAACGCGAGAGCAGAACAAGCGAGGAACCAGACAAGCUAGUGCUCGUUAUACACAAAAUUGCGUCAGUCGACCUGAGCCAGUACGGUCAUGUCCUCGUGUUUAGCGCAGUGGGAGCGAGCGCGCUUUUCUAUUGCGCAUUCCCCGAACCUGGCACAUUGACCCCGCCUGCCGUGCACGCACUCGAUCUCGGACAACCAGUCAUCGACUUUGUUAUUGGCCCAGAAAAUGAUACCUGGGUCCUGCUAAACCCAUUACACGGCAAGGAGGAUGGUUACGCUGACAAGUCCCAGCUUGCUGUGUUCGUGUCUUGGUCGUCGGGAACGGUGAGCAACCCCAAUUUGUCGGACACUGAGAGCAGCCCGCCUGACAUAAUACAGCCCACUAUAGUACCGACGAAGGACGCACCUCCCCUUCUUUCCGCCCUCCAAAACACUUGCGCGGUCUCUGCGACGGCAGCGGAUCUCAAAACGCUCGACCUCUAUUCGGUGCUGUCUUCCAUGCCAAAGAACGUCGAUCCCGAGCACGAUCCUCUACGACGCGACCUCCUUGCUGAGGCAGACGGGACGCCCGAGCCCGCCUCUGACAGCGCAGGCAAGGCUAGGCAGAAGAAAGAGCUUACGCAGAGAGAAUUGGCACGGCUCAAGAAAAAGCGCGCGGUGGCUGCGACGGUGCAAAAGCAAAGUCAGGCUGUGGGCCAAGAAAAGGAGGAAGGCGCUGGUCCGAUAGACGAGGGCGGUGAGAGAGAGUUUAAAAGGGCAAAGUCCGAGACUCAAGCAGAUCUUUCUGAUGUUACGCAUGAUAGUAACGCAAUGGAUGAGUCGUGA